AUGAAGCUCCAAGCAGCCCUGUUGGUGGCCCUUCUCGGCCUCACCACUGCGGACCCGACUUGGCCCGCUGAUACGGAUGAGCUCGAGGAGAUUAUGUUCCAGACGACGAGCACUCGCUCCCGCAAGUUUGCUGAUUCCGUCUCCCCUUGCACCAACCAGGCAUCCGGCCCCGGCCGUCACAACGCUGCCGAGUGGCUCCGCACCGCUUUUCAUGACAUGGCCACCGCCAACACGGCCCGCGGUACUGGUGGUAUCGACGCUUCCCUCCAGUACGAGCUCAACAACGGCGAGAACACUGGUCCCGGGUUCGGCACGACCCUCACCUUCAUGAGCCCCUACAUGACCAAGAAGAGUUCCAUGGCCGACCUCAUUGCCCUCGGCGUCUACAUAUCCGUAAGAGCGUGCGGCGGCCCCGCCGUUCCCUUCCGCGCCGGCAGGAGAGAUGCCACGACCGCCGGGCCCGUGGGCGUACCACAACCGCAGAACGCCAUCAGUAUCUUCCGGACGCAGUUUGACCGCAUGGGCUUCUCGCCACAAGAGAUGAUUCAGGUGACCGCUUGUGGCCAUACCAUCGGCGGCGUGCACUCGGCCGAGUUUCCAGAUAUCAUUCCGGCGGGCACCGCAACGAACGGGCAGAUCCCCCUGGACUCGAGCGUCGCCAUCUUUGACAACAAGAUCGUCACCGAGUACCUCGAUGGCACGACCCAGAACCCGCUCGUCGUGGGCCGCGCCGUCGGCCUCAACAAGCACUCCGACUUCAAGGUGUACAGCUCGGAUCGCAAUGUCACCAUGCAGGCCAUGGCCUCGGCUGCCGCCUUCAACGACGUCUGCAAGACGGUGCUGCAGAAGAUGAUCGACGUCGUGCCUCCCAGUGUCACCCUAACGGCACCUCUGGAGCCGUACCAAAUCAAGCCCGUCGGCCUGCAGCUGACGCUCUCUACGCAAGGCACCGUCAUCGAGCUGACAGGGUUCAUCCGCAUCCGCACCACCAAUGUGCCACUUACCUCUAUUGCAGGCCUGACCAUCGAUUACAAGGCACGCAACGGCGGCAACGACUGCGGAUCAAGCGGCUGCUCAUUUCCUCUCACUGUCCAAGGCGUCGGCCGCGGCCUCGACGACUCGUUCGCGUGGUUUCCCAUUGCCCGCAAUGUACCGCUCGCUAGUGGCAUCUCGUCUUUCACCGUCACAGUCCGCCGCACCGAUGGCACAAACACAGUCUACGACAACAAUGGCGCCUCGUAUCCCAUCCAGGACGCCGUCUUUCUGCAACGCUAUCAGAGCUGCCUUCUGCAGUCGUCCGGCGUGACAACUCUCACAGCCGCAGUCCGCAACGACCGCGCUGAACUGCCCGUCCGCGCCAUCAUAUCCUACAAGACAACCCAGACCGGCAGCGUCGUGCCUGCCCUCAAUACCCUGAUGCUCGACCUGACCCGCGGCCCUUGCAUCGGCCCCUACACACUAUUUUCGGUAUCGACCACCAUACCUGGCGGCCGGAGCGUUGAGGCUACUUUUGACAUUCUCAGCGGCGACCGCGUCGAUGCCUUCAAGAAGGCCAAUAUUCUCGGCGGGACAUGUCAGUCUCGGCCUGUCAGUAACGUCUGCAGCACACCAGCCAUUACCUCCGUCGUGCCUUCGGCCACCUCUACCACCAUGACGACAAUAUCCUCGCCCACGCCUUCGAUAUACCGCCGCCAAACGAUGGGCCCUUAUACCCUUGUCUCCUGCUGGUCCGAGCCUCCUGCCGCCCGCGCCCUGACUGGCGCCUCCUUCGCCUAUGACGGCAUGACUCUCGAGUCCUGCUUAUCCAACUGCACAGGCUUCAACUACUGGGGUACUGAAUACGGCCGCGAGUGCUACUGCGGCGACGCCCUUCACUCUGGGAGCGCGGCGGCACCACUUGCGGACUGCGGCAUGCCUUGCUCCGGCGAUGGGACGCAAUACUGCGGAGGCGGCAACAGGAUCGAGCUUUACCGGACAACAGCCACAAAGACAAGCACGAGUACAACCGCCGCCCCUGGGCCGACGCGUGUGCCGAGUGUACGCGGAUUCGUGCGUGUGGGAUGUCAGACAGACAAUACGGGCGCCAGGGCUCUGAGUGGCGCCACGACAGCAGGAGAUGAUAUGACACUGGACAAGUGUGCUGCUUUCUGCUCCGCAUUCACCUACUUUGGCACGGAGUAUGGCAGAGAAUGCUGGUGUGGCAAUGCUCUUGACUCGCUGAGCAGUCCCGCGCCCGUAGACGAGUGCAACAUGAGGUGUGCAGGGGACCCUCUUCAGUUCUGCGGCGACGGGAACCGUCUCGAGCUGUACCGGGCAAGUGCCGCAUCGUCAGCACCGCUCGCAAGUUCAACCGCCGCCACGACGGGCGGCGCUGAGUCCAGCGUCAGCCUGAGCGAGGCCACGUCUUCGGCAGCGCCCCCGAGCUCGCUCCCCUCUAGCAGCGGCAGGGCCGUAUCAUCACCCAGCGCGUCUUCAUCGAAUACUCCAUCACCCACCGGCCCUGCGCCCGUUCCGACAGUUUCGCCCUUCACACUCGUCGGCUGCCAGACAGAAGCGACGUCUGUCCCGCGUGCCCUGUCGGCAAAGUCGACGACGUCCAACUCGAUGACCCUGGCCGACUGCGCUGCGUUCUGUACGGGUUACCGCUACUUCGGCACAGAGUACGCGGCCGAGUGCUACUGCGGUAAUUCUCUCCAUGCCUCCUCCUCCGUCGCGCCCCUCGAUGACUGCGCCAUGCCGUGCGCCGGCGACCCGCUCACGCACUGCGGCGGGCCCAACCGCCUCACCCUCUACGAGGACCCGGCACGCGCCUCGACGCCGCCUCGCGAACCCCGCCAGCCUGCAUUUGCGGGCGACUUUGUCUGGUUUGGGUGCCGCACCGAACCGACGGGGGCCCGCGCGCUGUCGGGCAAGGAGCGCGCGGCGGACGACAUGACGAAUGAGUCGUGCGCUGCGUUUUGUGAGGGGUUCGCCAUGUUCGGCACCGAGUACGGGCGCGAGUGCUUCUGCGGCGACGAGCUGCACGCCGGGGCCACCGAGGCGCCCGAGGAGCAGUGUAGCAUGCUCUGCGCGGGGGCGGACGACGAAUUCUGCGGUAACGGCAACAGGCUCUCCGUGUAUGUGAGGCAGGAGGACGAGGCAUGA
Molecule: messenger RNA, 3144 nt
Organism: Verticillium nonalfalfae
Lineage: Eukaryota; Fungi; Ascomycota; Sordariomycetes; Glomerellales; Plectosphaerellaceae
Exons: 2
Coding region: 1-3144 (1047 amino acids)
Biological process (GO): response to oxidative stress
Molecular function (GO): peroxidase activity; heme binding
Source: RefSeq, a predicted model, not a curated record